Messenger RNA from Diplodia corticola, 1257 nucleotides. RefSeq lists its product as uncharacterized. Lineage: Eukaryota; Fungi; Ascomycota; Dothideomycetes; Botryosphaeriales; Botryosphaeriaceae. The record is from RefSeq and is a predicted model, not a curated record. The coding region runs from base 1 to 1257 and encodes 418 amino acids. The transcript has 4 exons.
AUGGGAGGCGGUCUGAGCCCUCCGCGAGCCCUGCUCAUCGAGUGGGCCACCAAUCGGGACAAGUAUCCCUAUGGCGAGCGGCGCGGUCCUUUCGUCAUCGUCAUUGGAGGCGUGUUGCUUGUUGCUACGCUGGCAGUCGUUGGUGCAAGGCUGUGGGCGCGCUGUAAGAUCAGACGCAACGCCGGCCUGGACGACUGGCUGAUCCUGGCAACCAUCCCCCUCUUACUGGUCUACGACGCCUGCCAUGCUCUGGGAUUCUUCUCCUAUGGCGUCGACCGUCACGCCUGGGAGGUCACCAUCACCCAAGCCGUGGGCAUUCGCAUCAUCACCUGGUGCAUCGCCGUCGGCUACAUGCUCAUCACUUCCAUGGUCAAGAUUUCCAUUCUCAUGUUCUACCGCCGCCUCAGUGAAGGCAGCGUUACCAAGUCCUGGAUCUGGACUGUGCGCGCCUUCAUCGCCUUUGUCAUUCUAUACGCCGUCGUUUUCACCCUUAUGCUGUUCGUCGACUGCCGGCCGCUGCACGCCUUCUGGAACAAGAUGGACCCCGAAUGGGCCCUGACCAACAACUACACCUGCUUUAACGAAGGCGCCGACUUCAUCGCCUCAGCCAUCGUCAGCGUCAUCACCGACGCAGCCGUGUGCGUGCUCCCGCUCCUCGUUGUCCGGCGUCUGCAGAUGCCACGGAAGCAAAAAUGGGCACUAAGCGCCCUCUUCGGCGUCGGGUUCUUCCUCUGCCUCUGCGGCAUCAUGCGCGUCGUCUACAUGUACAACAUCUACUACACCACGUACGACACCACCUGGGCCGCCGCCACCGUCUGGUCCUGGACCCUCGUUGAGACGCACUUCGCCAUCAUCUGCGCGUCGGCGCCCGCGCUGAAGCUCUUCUUCCGCCGCUUCCUGCAGUCGACCCACGGCCAAAGCUACACCACCCGCCAGCGCCAGGACUACAACAACUUCGGCAGCAGCGCCGAGCUGGGCGCCAUGGGUGCGUCGGCCGGCGGCGACGGCAGGCGCGCCAAGGAUCUCGAGGGCGGCGAGGGCGGCAUCUACAUGGCGGACAUGCUGAGGGAGGGGUUCGCGUCGACGAAUGGCAGCAAGUCGCCUGUGUCGGUGACGGUUACGGAUGCGGAGAGCGCCGAGGAUGACGGGCUGGCGGAUGUGGUGGCGGGGAUUGAUAUGCGCACCAUGGAGGAGCGGUCGACGAAGAGCAUUGUGCGGAGCAGGGGGAGUACGGACAGUAUAUUGGAGACGAGAUGA